CUGUUACAUAACAGAGUCCAUUGUGUGUGUCUGUCAGCAUGAUACUUAUAUACAAGCUGGACUGUGGUGAAACACAAACAGUGAAGAGGCAUUCAGGAGCACUCCUCUCUCACACCUCUCUCGUUCAGACUGUAGCUCACUCUCCUGAUCAUGUGGCUGUACAACCUUUUGCCGGGCCUGGAUCUUAAGGGGAUCUUACUCUUCCUCUCAAUCUUCAUCCUCAUCGCUGACUUCCUGAAGAGCAGAAACCCACCCAAUUAUCCCCCUGGACCGCUGGCUCUACCUUUCGUAGGAAAUAUCUUCAACAUUGACACCAAGAAGCCACAUAUCUACUUGACCAAGCUGGCUGAUGUCUACGGGAACAUAUUCAGUAUGAGUUUGGGCAGAGACAGAAUGGUGUUUGUGACAGGGUACAAGAUGGUGAAGGAGGCCUUGGUGACACAAGGUGAAAACUUUGCCAGCCGGCCAUACAGCCCAAUGUCUGCAAGAGUCUAUGCAGGAAACUAUACAGCUAUGUUUGUGUCUACUGGUCUCUUCAUGAGUAACGGCCUGCCAUGGAGGAAGCAAAGACGGUUUGCCUUGUCCAGCCUGAGAAACUUUGGCCUGGGAAAGAACUCAAUGGAGAGGGUCAUCUGUGAGGAGAUUUGUUACCUACAAGAGGAGAUCGAGAAGGAGACAGGUGGAGCAUUCUACCCUGCAUCCAUGUUCAACAAUGCAGUGGCCAAUGUCAUCUGCCAGAUGGUGUUUGGGAAGAGGUUUGACUAUGAAGACCACAACUUUCAGAUCAUGCUGAAGUGCUUGAACGAGGCUAUCCGUAUAGAGGGAUCCACGUGGGGCCGGCUGUAUGAAGCAUUUCCCGCACUGAUGGAUCGUCUCCCAGGUCCUCACAACACCAUGUUCAGCCAUUACAAGGCCCUGGGGCAAUUCAUCCAGGAGGAUGUGGAGAGACACAAGCAGAACCUAGAUACGAGCAACCCCAGGGACUACAUAGAUGCCUUCCUCAUCGAGAUGGAGAACCCCCAGCACUCCAAGGAGGAUGGAUUCCAGGAGACCAACCUGGUGCUGUGCUGUCUGGACUUGUUCUUGGCUGGCAGUGAGACAACCACCACCACACUGCUCUGGGCCCUGAUCUUCCUCAUCAAAUACCCACACAUUCAGGAGAAGGUACAGGCUGAAAUAGACAGAGUGAUUGGACAAUCCCGCCAGCCCAACAUGUCCGACAGACCUAACAUGCCCUACACUGACGCUGUCAUCCAUGAGAUCCAGAGGAUGGGAAACAUUGUGCCGCUCAAUGGACCCAGAAUGGCCAACAGGGACACAACACUGGGCGGAUACUUCAUACCCAAGGGAACGUCCCUGAUGCCCGUCCUGACCACAGUGUUGUUCGAUAAGACAGAGUGGGAAACACCAGACACUUUUAACCCAGGACACUUUCUGGAGAACGACGGCAAGUUUGUAAGGAGGGAAGCUUUCUUGCCCUUCUCUGCAGGUAAACGUGCGUGUCUAGGGGAGGGUCUAGCAAGGAUGGAGCUCUUCCUGUUCUUCAUCGGUUUGUUUCAGAAGUUCAGUUUUUCCACUGUGGAGGGGGUGGAGCUCAGUUUGGAAGGAACAGUGGGAGCAACAUUGACACCCCUCCCUUUCAAGAUCUGUGUUAAGGCUCGUUAGAACUCAUUUCAGAUCUACCACAGCACACAUUAGAACCCUAUUUAAGAUCUAGAACAAGGCUUGUUAGAACAUCUUUAAACUCUACGUAAACACUUGAUUGAACACUUCAUGUUAAAAAAUUUGUAACUGUAUUGUCAUUAGUUAUUCUGUAUUAUAAUGUGCCUUUUGCAAGGUCAAGUCUUUGAAUGUAUGAAUUUAUAACCCUUCGGGUAAGACAAAUAGAAAUACAUUUCCCAGAACAAUCAUGUAAAAUGUAUACCUAUUAACCUUUUUAUAAACACUCUAAACAACUCUUAAUGUUUCCAUAUUCCCAUAAUCAACAAAAGCAGCCACAGCAACAGCAGUCUUAAUUCAUUUAAGGAUGUAACAAUAAAAUUAUUGGAAAUUUGAUACAAUACCAAUGAAAUUUCACAAUUUCUUGAUAGCUACUUCAAUACCAGGGCAAAAAAGUUUCAUAAAACAAGAGUAUCUUCUGUACUAACAAUUACCAUUAAAGCUUCUUUAAGGAACAUUGUUCAGUGCUUAGAAAAACUGUCUGAAAUGAAUCCCAUUUGUUGUAAAUAAAAAUGUAAUCCCUUUUGUUGUACAUUCACUUGAGGAUCAGUGUAUUAUCCUCACAAAGAGAAGGUGUUGGAGUAUUGAAUACAAGUGAGCAUUUUGGGGGGCAUUGGGUUUAAACAAAGCUUCUUUCUGGUCAGAGAAAAUAAAGACUUA
Messenger RNA from Esox lucius (northern pike), 2379 nucleotides. Its product is annotated as cytochrome P450 2J2. The coding region runs from base 151 to 1665 and encodes 504 amino acids. NCBI's taxonomy places the organism in Eukaryota, Metazoa, Chordata, Actinopteri, Esociformes, Esocidae. The transcript has 9 exons. Gene Ontology annotation, molecular function: iron ion binding; oxidoreductase activity, acting on paired donors, with incorporation or reduction of molecular oxygen, reduced flavin or flavoprotein as one donor, and incorporation of one atom of oxygen; heme binding. Gene Ontology annotation, cellular component: intracellular membrane-bounded organelle; cytoplasm. Gene Ontology annotation, biological process: xenobiotic metabolic process. The record is from RefSeq and is a predicted model, not a curated record.